AUGGCGAGGACCAAGGCAUCUGUAGGUGCAAAGGUGUCUAUGGGUAAAAGCAGCAAGGCAAGAUGUAGUGCUGCUCCACCACCAAGUAAUAGCAGUUCAUCAGGUGAAAGGUCUUCUCGGAGCUAUUCUGGUGGUAAUCCUGUCUGUCCUCGAGAUAUCCCUAAGUGGCAGAAGCCAAUAACAACAUUUAUUUUUACAAAAGAAAAAAAAAUAAUAGAAGAUUCCGAUGCUGGUAGCUCAAAAUCAAAACUAAAACGCCAGAUCAUAUAUUCAGAUGAAGAAAGUGAUGCAGAAAUAAAAAAUAAUAAUGGUGAUAUGAAAAAUGAAGUUGAUAGAAGUGACAAUACUAAUGAAAUAGAAAAUGUGGAAAGCCAAGUGUAUGCUGAUAGUCAAGUGUUAGAAGGCGAAGUGAAAGAAAAUAUAGGCAAAGAAAAUGUAGACGAUAAAAGUGAACUUGUUGAGAGUCAAAUAUAUGGAGAAAGUCAGGACUAUGACUUAAUAGAAUCACCACCAAAGAAUAGGGAACUAGAUGAAUCUAUAAUAUUAGAACCUCUGACUGGUGAAAGUAGUCAUAAGUUAGAGGAAUAUUAUCCAAAAACAGCAAAAAAGUCUAAAGGAGUCAGUAAAAUUAUCAAAGAAAAUUUCAAUAAUAAAGUUAAACGUAACUUGGAUGAUGCUUAUGAAGAGUCACCAAAUAAAAAGAUGAGAAUAGAAUGA
Molecule: messenger RNA, 717 nt
Organism: Pieris macdunnoughi
Lineage: Eukaryota; Metazoa; Arthropoda; Insecta; Lepidoptera; Pieridae
Source: the annotation of a GenBank genome assembly